Molecule: messenger RNA, 1564 nt
Organism: Impatiens glandulifera
Lineage: Eukaryota; Viridiplantae; Streptophyta; Magnoliopsida; Ericales; Balsaminaceae
Exons: 3
Coding region: 29-1438 (469 amino acids)
Source: RefSeq, a predicted model, not a curated record
UUUUUCUCUCUCUCACACACACAAAGAUAUGUCUGAUCGGAUCAUCACCGGCGGCCGACCGAUGGGUAAAACCGAACAAAGUUGGUGCAAAGCUGUCUCAUGUGGAACAGGCACAACAGUUCUAUCAUUACUAUUAUCAAAACCUCUAAACAUUACCCAUCUCCAUAAUGCCCUCCAAAACCUCCAAAAUUCCCACCCUAUCCUCGCCUCCAAAAUCACCUACUCCUCCGCCGCCGGCGCCGCCGCAUUCUCUCUCAUCAUACCAUCCACACCAGUACCUCCCUUCAAACUAAACUCAUUCCCUCUUUCAUCCACCUCAAAACUUCUCCCAACUUCAAACAACGCCGUUUCUCUCUCUCAUCUCCACAUAAUCCACGAACAUGAAAUGAACAUCAACCCAUGGUCCAUUCCAAACCUCUCUUCAACUUCUUCAUCCUCCGGUGUUCCCGUUUUCUUCGGAAGCUUGUAUGAGCUGCCGGAAGGGAAGUGUGCCGUGGUUUUCCGGCUUCAUACGGCUGUAUGUGAUCGGACGACGGCGGUGGGAGUUCUUAGGGAGCUGAAGGAGUUGAUGAAGGAGGUAGAGAUGGAAAAUAGUUGUUUUGGGAAGGUUAGUUUGGUAAUUGAAGAUUUGGUUCCUGUCGGUAAAGCAAAGAAGGCUAUUUGGGCUCAUGGGCUUGAUAUAUUGGGCUAUUCUGUUAAUUCUCUUAGAUUUACAAACUUAAAGUUUAAAGAUGUUUCUGAGCCCAGAUGUUCUCAAGUUGUGAGGUUACAGCUCAGCAAACAAGACACUUCCCAAAUUCUCGCGGAUUGUAAGUUAAGAGGAAUAAAGCUAUGUGGAGCUCUAGCGGCUGCCGGAGUGAUGGCAGCGCAAUCCGGUCAGCGAAACUCCGGCGAUCCACUUCAAUACAAGCAAAAUAGCGUUGGUAAUAAAUACGCUAUUGUAACUCUCACCGAUUGUCGGACCGAUCUUGAACCGCCCCUUUCAAGUCACAACUUUGGAUUUUACCAUUCUGCCAUCAUGACCAUGCACGUAGUGAAACGAGGAGAAACGGUGUGGGACUUGGCAGAAAGGAUCUACACAUCCCUUUCGAAUUCGAAACUAUCAAACAAACACUUUACAGACAUGUCUGACCUCAACUUUCUUAUGUGCAAGGCCAUUGAAAACCCUAGCCUGACACCACAUUCGUCUUUGAGGACUUCGUUGAUGUGUGUUUUCGAGGAUACUGUGGUGGACAAUUCGGAAAGUCAAUUCGGAUUGGAAGAUUUUAUUGGAUGCGCUUCGACUCAUGGAGUCGGGCCAUCGAUUGCUGUAUUUGACACUAUAAGAGAUGGGAAGUUGGAUAUUGUGUUUGUUUAUCCGUCGCCUCUACAUUCUAGGGAGCAAAUGGGAAGGAUGGUGGAGGAGAUGAAGAGGGUUCUUGUGGAGGGUAGAACUUAGAAGCAAGAAUGUUCAAUGAUGAAUUUGUUAUUUUACAUAUUUGGAAUUUGUCUAAUGUGUUUCUAGUAGAUUAUUAUCUUAUUAAUAGUCUAAAAAUGUUAUAUUUAUGGGGGAACCUUACAUGAU